Messenger RNA from Teleopsis dalmanni, 6036 nucleotides. RefSeq lists its product as uncharacterized. Bases 552 to 5957 code for a protein of 1801 amino acids. The record is from RefSeq and is a predicted model, not a curated record. The transcript is spliced from 13 exons. NCBI's taxonomy places the organism in Eukaryota, Metazoa, Arthropoda, Insecta, Diptera, Diopsidae.
AAUGGGAAUGCUAAAGUGAAUAUGAUUAUAAAAAUUUUACACAGUAUCACUUAAUUUGAAAAGAAAAUGUGUAAAUUUGCUAUUAAGUAACAAAUAAUAUGUAUUAUCGAUAUAUCCGUUAAAAUUUAUAAUACUCAAUAGACUAUACAAAAUUAUAUAAAGAACCAUAUGCAUCAAACCAACAAAAUACUGUAACCAUUUAGAAAUAUUUUAAAGCAAUACUACUGUUUACAAAUAUGGAAAACCGUUUCUUGUUGGAUAUUUUCUCGUUACCGUCUACUAAAAGAGAUAUAUCUUUAACAGAAGUUUCAAUGUGUUCUUAUUAUAUUCAGAAAGCACUUAUUUGAUUGUUUACAAAAACAAAUAGUUAUUUAAAUUAUAAUAUAUAUAUUUUGACUGAGAAAUGCGUAUUAUGGUUGUUGUUUGGUGAAAAUGAAGAUGAAAUAUAAUUCUGAAAUUUAAAUUACACAUAAAAUAAUUCAAAAUCAAAUAAAGAGAAUUUUUGAAGAAAUUUUACUUCGUCUUUGCUGAACCUUCAAUACAUAUCAAAGAUGGCUAAUAUCAGCGCUCAACAUGAUAUCAAAAAAUCGUUUACAUUCUGCAAGUGUGCAGUAUGUGUUAAAAACCGGGAAAUAUUAAUUCGAUUUCUGUUUGAUCAAUUCAGUGAAUCAGAUGUGGGUUUAAUAUUGUUUAAUAGGCUUUUAAAAUUUAAUGAACACAAAUUUAAAAAGUCAAUAACGUACAAGUUACAAGAACUACUAAAUGCAAAUAGUGUUAUACAUGAUGUGCAAUCUUAUAGGCUUAUUUAUAACAAAAAGGAUCACAUACAUACUGAAAAAAAUACCGAUAUUGCAGAAUUUUUAUUUUUUAGUAUAAUGUUAGUGGUAAAUAAUCCAUUAUUUAUGCAAAUAUCAUGUCCUUUUACAUGCUUUAUAAAGGCGUGUGCGGAAGGUAUUCAUGAAAAAAAAUUAUAUUCAAAGUCAACCGAAAAAAUAAUUUCAUACUUGAUACAAAAAUACAGGGACGACGACAGUCAUCGUAAAUCUAAAAAAAUCUGGACUCAUUUUAAAGCAUUUGAAGAUAUAUUUUUAGAACAGUGUUCACUAACGAGAAUCUUUCUGUGUACACCUAUUUAUCAGUAUGUUUAUGAGCUUUUAAAUGUUUUCGAUAUUUUUAUAAAAAUGGAAGAAACUGAUUUACAAGAUAAAUGUCUCAUUUUGAAACAGGUUAAUAUUGACAAAAAAAUUAAUUACUUUGGAAAAUAUUGGGUCAAGGUGUGGAGCGAGUUGCAAAAAUUUUUAUUACACAAAGUUUCUCGAAGAAAGUACUCCGUAAAAGACAUAUUAUAUGUUUUUAAUGUUAUUAUGGAAAUUACCUCUUUUUCAAAAAACAAAUUUUUGUACAAUUUCAACGUUGAUGACAGAGAUCUUGUUCUUCAUAAUAUAUUAUUAUAUAAAAAGAAUAAAUGGCGGAAUGGAUUUUUAAAAACACAUAUAUGUAAUGAAAAAUGUAAAGUAUACCACAGUAUGCUGGAACGACAUAAAGAAACUCCGAUCAUUUCAAAUGAGAAUGAAAAUUCAUCUCUUAAAUCAAUUAUGGAUUCCGAUGAAUCCAACAAGUGCGACAAAGAACCAUUACAAAAAUUUUGUCAUGUAGAAGACCAUUGUUGUGAAAAUCACGCGAAGAAAAAAGACUCAAAAAAGGAUUGUAUGCAUUCUCGAGUGAUCGAAACCCGUGAUAGAUUACGAAGAAAAAUACAAAAAAUAAAAAAAAUAGAUAAUGAGCAAAAUUCUACACAACGGCAGCAACAAAUGCCUUUAACAAAUUCAAUAUCAGUAUUAGAUUCUGCUUCUUUAAACGAAUAUAAAUUGGUAAAUGAAGAAGAGAAAUCUUAUUGCUUUGACUCGAAAUUAUCGGCUAUUGAACCACAAUUAAAAUUUAAUAAAAAUAAAUUAAAUUUUGAACGUAGUAUUGACAAUGUAAAUAUCGAUAUCAUCGCAAACGAACAAUUGUGUGCAGACAGCAGUAUAUACAAAAAGCUUAACAAUUUGUCACUAAACUCUGAUAAAUCAGUUCCAUUUCUAAAUAAAGAAAACGAUGUUCCUAAAAAAAAAAUUCUUCGUUCUAUAUGUACUUAUAAUAAAAUUCAGACAGAAGAAAAACUUAAUACAAAUAUAAAUUCUUCAAAGAAUACUGAUCAUUUUGACAAUGUUUCGAAAAAUUGUGAUAAAUUAACAAACGAGCCAGAAGUUGUAAAAAAGUGGGUCGAUAAAACUCUAUAUUUUAUAGAAGGUUCUCACAAUAAAAGUCAAAAUAAGCAACAACCAAAACCAUCAAAUCCAAAAAAAGCAGCAAAAAAAGUAAAGCAAAAGCAAAGAAAAGAAGCAGAAAAACAAAUUGUUGAACUUCAAAAAUUGCGCCAUCAAUUUUUGGAAAUAUAUUUUAAAGAAUUUACAAAUAAACAUGUUCUGAAGUCUAUGAAAAGUGUAAAGAACCAUGACAAAAAGAAAAAAAGUAAUAUUGAAAUUAAUAUUAAAAAAUUGCAGCGAUCUAAAGCCAGCAUAGAAACACAAAUCCUAGAAUUAAUCGCAACUGUUAAACAAACAAAUUCUGACUUCAAAUUUUCUUACCUUCCCACCAAAGAACAACAGCUUGAAAGAAUGAGUAAAAUGAACAAUUCAGGUGAACGGAAUAAUGAAGCGGUACUUACUCAAUCGAAUUUAACUCAAUGCAAAAAUCCUACAUUACAACCACCACCAUUAAAUCAAUCAAAUAUAAGUGCACAAAGGUGCAAUCUAGUUUCAAAUGAGUCGAAGUCUCGCCAUGGUGUUGAAAGUUCAACGAGCUCAAAUAAACUACAUCAACCGUCUGUAAUACAUAAUGGUAGAUCAAAUAUAAAUUUCUCAUUAUCAAGUAAUUCUAAUGAAAGUAUAAACAGUGAAUCAUCUCAAGGUAUUGUAACCAUUCGUAGAAUCAAUUUACCCAAUGUUCCUGAGCCACAAGUAACAGUUACUGCCAAGGGUACAACACCAGAUAAAGACCGCUUGCUCUACACUUUUGUUAAUGGUCAAAUUGUUCAAUCUAUAAGUUUGCAACCCAUAACAGAAAAUCAAAAUUCUGAUAAAUUAUAUUCCUACAGUUCUAUAAAAAAAUCAAAAACACAGUUUCCAAACAAUUUGAGUGAACAAUCACGCUCAGAUGCCCUACUUAUGCAAAAUAAUAAUUUAAAUAAAACUUCAAAAAAUAAAGGCAAUCAACGAUGCCAGCGAUCGAUCCAAAAAGAUAAAUGUUCUAUUGAUAAUAUUUCUAAAUCAAAUUUAAUAAAACCUAUUACAGUAAUCUCGAAUUCAGAUAAAACGAAUGCUUUGAAAACUAUGGUUGAUUCAAAAUCCUUAUCUAAUCAAUUACAAACAUCUCUGCCAAGUAAUGAUACUAAUAAACGUAAAAAAGUUAUCACACCAAAACAAAAUUCAAAUAUAAGUAAAAGGACUGUCUUAACCGAAGAACAACAAAUAGGAUUAAAUAUAAUUAAAAAUGGAAAACAAAAAACAAAAUUAUCUAUAAACGACACCAAUACAUCAAUUUCUCCACAAAAUGUGGUAAAAUCGCAAAUUCAGAAGUCAAGUAGUUGUACAGAAGGAAGUUCAUUAACCAAAAAUAAAAUAAAAAAAAUACAAUCAAAAUCUAGUACAAUUGAUGACGGCAAAUUUGACAAUAAUCCGUUCAAAUCAUUAAACUUUAAUUAUAGCUCAGCAAAUGAAACUUCUGCAUCUUCGUGUGAUAACUCCGAUGGAGAAAAUUAUAAAGAAAAAAGCAUAAAAAAGAACAAAAAUGUAACUAGAAAUCAAAUUACUUCAAAAAAAAGGGAACAUUACCAACAAAAGAAGUCAGUUUUAAAACCGCCUAAUUCUUUAACUCAAAAUGAUAUAACUAAUUCUAACUCUUCCAACAAACUUUAUACCAGUAACUCCCAAUGUUGUACAAAUACAAAAAACAAAAAGAAUAAAAAAACAGUUAGCAAUUCCUCGAAUAUUCAAAAUUCUAAACAGAAAAAGAAUACAUCAACAAGUAGAAAUGUUUUACUAAUAGAUAAACAACAAAGUAAUAUUUUAAUAAGUGAAGAAAAUGAAAAACAAAAAUUAAAUUUUGAAUAUAAUGACAAUUACAAUUGUCCAUACUCAUCUAAUAAGAACCAACCAAGUACUGAAAUUGAAGAACAAAAACAAGAUCAAUUUAAUGAUAUAAAUUUAACAGAGCGACUGUGUAAUUUACAAAUUGAUAACAAUUACUUUUACAAUUCAACUAAAAAUAAAGUUUCCCUAACAAAUGUUAGCAUUAUGGACCAAUUAAAUCAAGGUGUUCAAGUAGAGGAUCUCUCUUUACCGCCUGGUAUUACACUAACAAAAGUGGAUCCUAUUAAAAGCGAAGAAUUACGUCAAAAAUCUGAAUCUAUAAAUAAUAUUACAAAACCUUUACUGCAACAAAACGCUCUAAAUUCAUAUAAAUACGUCGAACCGAAAAUUAUCACAUCUCAACUGAAAUCUUCAUGUUUCCUAAACCAUAAUUAUAUUGGUUUUGCUUCAGCGCCAAUAACGAACGAAAGCAAUGUUAUAAUGGUAGAAACCAAUUCAACCAAUUCAAAAGAAAAUAGAUCUAAAUUAAUAACUGAAAAAACAAUAACAGAUGAGAUUGAUACCAUUAAAAAGAAAAAAACAAAAAAAAAACGUAAACAUCUUAUUAAACCGAAUUCCGUUGAGCAAUCAAAAACAAUAACUUUACGUAAUCCGAUGUUCCAAGCUGGCCAUGUAGACUCGCUUCCACAAAAAACGGAACUAAUUCAAGAUACAGCAUUAAGCGAUAUACCAUUGGUAUCAUCUUUGCCAUUUGAUCAGCCAGCAGCAAUAUUUAAAAACGAAAAUGGCAUGUUUACUAUUCGUAAUCCAGCAUUGCAUCAAGCAGUUACAAGUGGGUUGGCUGUUGGAGGAUUAAAUCAAUUUAACAACAUUAAUUAUUAUACUCCCAAGGAAGUGGAGCAUUCCAGAUUAAAUCAAAAUAUUUCUACGGUUAAUAAUUGCAUGAAUAAGCCAUCUUAUUCUUACUAUCCAAGUUCCAUGAGUAAAAACGAAUGUGAAAAUAGAAAAAAACGCAAAACUGUAACAAUUACAUGUUCUUCAAUGAAGCCCUUAGCAAAUAACAAUUUGCAUGAAAAACAAAAAUUAUUAACAAACAGUCAAAUUUCGCUGCAAGAAAAGUACGAGCAAUCCAAUUAUUAUAGUGGUUUGAAUGCAUUUUCGGUAGAUGCAUUGAAAAAUCAAUCAUCUUGCACUAAUACAAGUAAUUUCAAAACUUCAUAUUCAACAAAACGUGGGUCCGACAAUAAAUUGCCCUUACUGCAACGUUCAGAACUUGAGUCCUGUGUUAAAAACUUUUCUAGCGGUGGAGUUCAUAAUUCUGAUAAUAUACAUUACUUGACAAAUUCAAUUCCUGAACAUAAUCUUAAUAGUGAGGUUUCUAUACAUUCAUUAAACGAUUUCAACUCCAAAUGCAGUUUUUUUAUGCCUAUUGAAAAUCAAGUUGAAAUAACACCAGUUAAUACAAAUCGAUUGAAAGUGGAAAAUAAUUUACUUCAGCUUGAUAAACACAAAUCGGAGUUUUCAACUAACUCACAAACCAAUUUUUGCAGUACUGAAAAAGAUACCUUAGUAUCAUCAAAAAACCAUAUCAUUAAUUUCAACAAUACUGAUGAGUCUUUUAGAGAACACAUACAGAGAGAAUCAUUUCAGUGCAAAGACAGUGAUCUUAAUCAUUUAAAUGAAAUUAAUUCUAACUGGCAAAAGAUUACGAAACUACCUGACGAGCACUAUAUGGAUAAUUUUAUACAAAAUUUGAGUUCUAUUAGUAUUACAGGACCAUUAGAUGAAAAGGAAAUUGACGAAAAUAAAACCAAUGCAAUAUGAACAAUGCCAAAUAUCUGGUUUUAGAAUUGUUUAUUUUAUGUAACUAAUAGUAUGAUAGAGAAGUAAAAGUUUAAAAACU